Messenger RNA from Anolis carolinensis (green anole), 3178 nucleotides. RefSeq names its product KTI12 chromatin associated homolog (gene kti12). The transcript has a single exon. Gene Ontology annotation, biological process: tRNA wobble uridine modification. NCBI's taxonomy places the organism in Eukaryota, Metazoa, Chordata, Lepidosauria, Squamata, Anolidae. The record is from RefSeq and is a predicted model, not a curated record. Bases 59 to 841 code for a protein of 260 amino acids.
AGGGCGGAAGACAUGGAGGGAAGGCAGUGCUGAGGAGAGAAAGCGGGAAAGCGCGAGGAUGCCGCUGGUGGUGCUUUGCGGCCUCCCGGGGAGCGGCAAGACCCGCCGUGCCGAAGAGCUCCGUGCGGCGUUGGUCUCGGAAGGCGAGGCCUCUGAGCAGCGCCGGGUCUUCGUCGUCUCUGAGGGAGAAGGCGGCAAAGGCAACGGCGAGGCCCGUUCGGCUCUGAGGGCGGAGACGGAGCGCCUUCUGAGCCGGAGGGACGUGGUGGUGGUGGACGCCGGCUGCGAGCUGAAGAGCUUCCGCUACGAGCUGUUCUGCCUCAGCAAGCAGGCCGCGACGCCGCAUUGCGUGCUGCUCUGCCCCGGCGGAGCCCCCCGCCCCGACAGGCCGCCCUUGGAGGAGCCCGACGCCAACAGCCGCUGGGACAGACCGCUCUUCGUGGCCCCCGCGGAGCCCUCGGAGACCCUGCCGCUGCCCGAGAUCCGCGCCGCCCUCUUCCAGCGCCGCCCGCCCGCCCCCAACCGCUCCACGCGCGCCGAACCCCUCCAGGCCGCCGACUUCCUCCACCGCCUCGACCGCCUCACGCAGGAUGUGGUGGCGGCGCUCAUGGAGGCCCAGAGGAAGGGCGCCCGGCCCGGGGAGGUGGUGCCUCUCGCCCUCCAAGGAGAGGGGUCAGGGACGCAAGGGUGGCUGCUCCGUCGCCCCGUCACCCUGGCCGAGCUCAGCCGCCUCCGGAGGCAGUUCCUCAGCUACGCCAAGAUGCACCCCGGGGAAGGGGAGGGCGAGCUGCCUCGGCUGGGAAGCAUGUUCCUCCAGUACCUGACCCAGAACCUCCAGUGAAGGGAUGGAAGGCUGCCGGUCAAAGGGGAGGCCUUGCCCUCUCUCCAGAGGCUGCAGAAAGAAAGAAGGCCUUCUCCAGAGUGAAAGAUCCCAAUGUGGAAGGAUAGGAAGGAUGCCUUGAAACCUAUCCAGGGCUCUCAAGUUUGGGAGUGAAAGACUAGGGAAAGAUAAGAUGCUUCGACACACAUACUAUAUAUAAACAGCUCCCUGGUUUGGGAGUGAAAGGCACGAAAGUGGAAAGAUAAGAUGCCCUGACACCUCUCCGGUUUGGGAAUGAAAGACUUUGACUUUGGGUUGCUGUGAGUUUUCCGGGCUGUAUGGCCAUGUUCCAGAAGCCCACAUCCAUGGCAGGUAUGCUCAGAGGUUGUGAGGUACAUUGGAAACUAGGCAAGGGAGGUUUAUAUAUCUGUAGAAAGUCCAAGGUGAGAGAAAGAAGAAAGAACUCUUGUCUGUUAGAGUGAAGUGUGAAUGUUGUAAUUAAUCACCUUGAUUAGCACUGAAAAGCCUUGCAGCUUCAAGGCCAGUCUAAUUCUUGCCUGGGGAAAUCUUGUUGGGAGGUGCUAGCUGGCCCUGAUUGUUUCAUGUCUGAAUUUCUCCUGUUUUCAGAGUGUUGUUCUUUAUUUACUGUCCUGAUUUUAGAUUUUUAAACUCUAAACUCUACAUAGGGACCACCAAACACAGCAUUGCCCAAACACGAAUCAAGGAAUAUGAAAGGCACUGCAGACUAAUUCUAGCAGAGAAGUCAGCCAUAGCAGAGCACUUGAUUAACUUACCUGGACACAGCAUAUUAUUUGAGAAUGCAGAAAUGCUGGACCACUCUAACAACCACCAUGGCACACUACACAGAGAAGCCAUUGCAAUCCACAAGCAUGUGGACAAUUAUAACAGAAAGGGGGAAACCAUGAAAAUGAACAUACUCUGGCUACCAGUAAAAAAAGAACAACACUCUAGAAAUGAGAAUUCUAGACAUGAAACAAUCAGGGUUAGCUAACACCUCCCAGCAGAGGAUUCCCAGCCAGUCCUUGAAGCUGCAAGGCCAUUAAAUGCUAAUCAAGGUGGCCAAUUGCUACAUUCACACUUGCCUCAAACAGACAGUUCUUUCUCCCACCCUGGACUUUCCACAGAUAUAUAAACCCCUCUUGCAUAGUUUUCAACUGACCUCACAACCUCUGAGGAUGCCUGCCAUAGAUGCAGGUGAAACAUCAGGAGGGAAUUAUUAUUUAUUUAUUAAUGACAUUAAUAAAUCUGGAACAUGGCCAUAAGCCCUGAAAACUCACAGCAACCUAAGAUAAAGUGCCUUGACACAUACAUAUACCUCUCCAGUUUGGGAAUGAAAGACUUUGACUUUGUUUGUGACUUUGACUUACGGUGAUUCCAGGAAAGAGAGAAUAUCUACAGCCAGGCAUGGGCAAACUUAGGCCUUCCAGGUGUUCAGGAACGAAAGAUUUGGAUGGGAAAGCAGUGGAAGGGUAUGAUGCCUUGACACCUAUACACAGCCCUCCAGUUUGGCAGUGAAAGACUUAGAUGGAGAAAGAAGUGAAAGCAUAUGAUGUAUUAUAUAUAUAUGCACACCUCUUCAGUUUGGGAGUGAAAGACCUUGAUGUGGAAAGAAGUGGAAGGAUAGGAAGGAUGCCUUGACACAUCUCGCCAUACAUCAUCACCCUCCUCCAGUUAAGCAGUGGAAGACUCAGAUUGAAAGCCUGGAAAGCCAGGAUAACCUUUACACACACACACACACACACCUCUCUAGUGAAGUCUGGAAGACCUGUACUGGAAAGUUGUGUGAAGCUGGAAGGUCUUGCCAUACACAGCUCUCCAGUGAGAGGCCCGAAAAUGCCUGUUUACAUACAAUCACACAGUGUUUUUUAUGUUCCUGGUGCCAUUCAGAUUCAGUUGUGAAUGAAGCCCUUCAGGAGAGGUGACUGCUACUAGACGUUCGGCCCUUUCUUUAAGAUUUUUUUUGCUUUCUGUAUCAUGCAGUGGACUCCAGAACUAGGUCACAUUUGAACUACAUGGUACUUGGAGUGGAACCCAGCUACCUGAGGAUAUUUUAAUUGUGGGAACUGCUCUGGAACCUAUUUUGUUGAAGAAAUAUUUUAAAUAAAUAUUUUUAUUUCUCUUUGUAUAAUUUUUUCAUUUGUAUGCUGCCUUUCUCCAAGAGUGUGGCACAGGGGACUUCCAGAAAGUGUUAUUUAAAAAAGCCACCCUUGAACGAUACAAUUUAAAAACAAAAUUGGAUAUAAAAUGAUAUCAUUUAAAAGACAUACAAAAGCUUUUAAAAAAAGAUACCCCAGCAAAAGCUUCCUUUUUAUACAUUAAAAGCCUGCUUAAACAAUA